Molecule: messenger RNA, 968 nt
Organism: Jaculus jaculus (lesser Egyptian jerboa)
Lineage: Eukaryota; Metazoa; Chordata; Mammalia; Rodentia; Dipodidae
Product: polyadenylate-binding protein 1-like 2
Exons: 1
Coding region: 95-697 (200 amino acids)
Cellular component (GO): cytoplasmic stress granule; nucleus; cytosol
Molecular function (GO): mRNA 3'-UTR binding; poly(A) binding; poly(U) RNA binding
Source: RefSeq, a predicted model, not a curated record
UGCGGAUGAGGAGUUGGCGGCGGCGAUCGCCGCGGAGGAGGCGGCUGCCCAAGCGGAGUCCGGCGAGGGCCCCGAGGGAAACCCAGACUUUCCCAUGGCCUCGCUGUACGUGGGCGACCUGCACCCCGAGGUGACCGAGGCGAUGCUGUACGAGAAGUUCAGUCCGGCCGGGCCCAUCCUGUCCAUCCGCAUUUGCCGGGACAAGAUCACCCGCCGCUCGUUGGGCUACGCGUACGUCAACUACCAGCAACCGGUGGACGCCAAGCGGGCCCUGGAGACCCUGAACUUUGAUGUCAUCAAGGGCAGGCCAGUGCGCAUCAUGUGGUCCCAGAGGGACCCCUCGCUCCGCAAGAGCGGGGUGGGCAACGUCUUCAUCAAGAACCUGGGCAAGACCAUCGACAACAAGGCGCUGUACAACAUCUUCUCGGCCUUCGGCAACAUCCUGUCCUGCAAGGUGGCCUGCGAUGAGAAGGGCCCCAAGGGCUACGGGUUCGUGCACUUCCAGAAGCAGGAGUCGGCUGAGAGGGCCAUAGAUGCGCUGAAUGGCAUGUUCCUGAACUACCGCAAAAUUUUCGUGGGGAGAUUCAAGUCGCAUAAAGAGAGGGAGGCAGAAAGGGGAGCCUGGGCCCGGCAGUCCACCAGUGCUGACCUCAGAGAUUUCGAGGAUGACACCGAUGAGGAGGCCACCUUCCGAUGAAGACGUCCUAGCAGCUAGCCAGUAGAGCCAGACCUUGGCUCUCACCCGGUUUACAGCGUCCCCGCCCCCACCCCCACCCACCAGCAGUGUAUUGUAUUGGGAGUGCAGGUCUCUCUCUCUCUCUCUCUCUCUCUCUCUCUCUCUCUCCUGUGUGUUUUCUGUCUCUCUAACGCUGUCUCUCUCUCCCCCUCUCUCUCUCUUCCUUCCUCUCUCCCCCCUCCACUCCUCUUCUGCUCCCCUUCAUUCUUUUCUCCAUCUGUCUGUCCCCACU